UCUAAUGAUUUGACCCCAAUUGCAAAGAGAACAGCUAGAUUAGUUCAAGAAAGAUUUGGUACAAUUGAAGAUAUUAGUGAACUUCCAGAAGAAUAUAUCUUGUUAGAGAAGAAAGUUGAUACUUUAAGAUCUGUUUACAAAAAGUUGUUAGCGAUCACAACUACUUAUGAGAUUGAAAGUUAUGAUUAUCCACCUAAUAUCAAAGAAUCAGUUUCUGACCUUUCCAAAUCCAUUUCUGAGAAAUUUCAAGGAUUACAAAAAGCCUCAAAUACAGCUGAUGUUGAAAAGGUUUUGAAUUCUGAUACUCAAAGUGCUCCAUUACCAAAAACUUUAGCUCAUGAAAUAUCCAAAGCUGCGAAAAGCUCACAUGAAUUAUUGAAGACUUUUGGUGAAGACAAUUCUUUGUCUAAAAUUCUACUUAGAUUAUCUGAGGCGGAAUUAAAGAUCGGUAAUAGAAGAAUUGAACAAGAUCAAUUGAUAAUUAAUGAAUUCAAUGCCAAAUUACAAGAUAUUUUGAAUCAAAACUUUCAAGAAACUCAACUAAAUAGAAAAAAUGUUGAAAACGCCAGAUUAAGCUUUGACACAUUGAGAUAUGAAGUUAAACUAAACCCAGAAAAGCAAGAACAAUUACAAGAACAACUAGACAACAGUGAGGAUGAGUUGGUUAAUGCUACCACUGUUGCUGUCCAAUCCAUGAAGAAGUUAAUUGAACCAGCGGAAUCAGUUAAUUUAGUUAUUUUAUUCUCUAAGAUUCAAUUGGACUACCAUAAGUCUGUUGUUACUGAAUUAGAAUCCCUGGUGAAGGAUCUUGAAAGUGUUCCGAUUGAAGAAGAG
This is a messenger RNA of Hansenula anomala, 834 nucleotides long. RefSeq lists its product as uncharacterized. The transcript has a single exon. Lineage: Eukaryota; Fungi; Ascomycota; Saccharomycetes; Phaffomycetales; Wickerhamomycetaceae. The record is from RefSeq and is a predicted model, not a curated record. The annotation marks the transcript as partial.